AUGGCAGAGGAAUGCAAGAUUUCUGCUGCCAUGGUAUCUGAGGAAAGGUCUUAUGCGCGGUCAUAUGUGCUCAAGGUAGAUGGAUACUCAAGAGCCAAGGCGCUACUCAAGAACGGCGAGGACGUGGCCUCUACCCCUUUCAGUGUUGGCGGCCACGACUGGGCCGUGCGCUACUACCCAAACGGCAACGAUGAUGAUUCUACCGAUUUCAUCUCUCUUUAUCUCGAGCCUAAAUCUGCCGAUGCUGAAGAUGUGAAGGCGAAAUUCACGUUCAGUGUACUUGACGAGGAUGGAGAACCGGUGCCCUCAUACAGCUGUACGCACCCUAUACAUACCUUCUCAAGCAAAGGUGAUAACUGGGGUUACCCUAACUUCGUCAAGAAGGCUGAUCUGGAGGCAUCGGUGCAUAUAAGAGACGACUGUCUCACCAUCAGGUGCGAUGUCACCGUCAUCCACGGCGAAGAAACAACUGUUCCUCUAACCGACCUGCACCAGCAUCUUGGUGACCUCCUAAACAACAAGGAUGCAGCAGACCUAACCUUUCAGGUUGGUGGACAGAGUUUCUCGGCCCAUAGGUGUGUCCUCGCUGCUCGGUCAUCAGUCUUCAAGGCGGAGCUCCUCGGCACCAUGGAGGAGAGUUAUGCAGCUAGUCCUAUUGAAAUCCGUGACAUGGAAGCUGAUGUGUUCAAGUCCUUGCUCCACUUCAUAUACACCGACACAGUUCCUCCUGUGCUUGAUGUGGUGAUGGCUGGCCAUCUACUUGUUGCGGCUGACAGAUACAACAUCGGCAGGCUGAAGAUGAUAUGCGAGAAGAAAUUGUGCAGUCACAUUGAUUCCGGCAUGGUGGCAACUAGUUUGGCAUUGGCCGAGCAGCAUGGUUUCCAUGCUCUCAAAAAAGCUUGUUUAAAGUACCUUGCUUCUCCGUCCAAUUUGGAGGCGAUGAUGGUGAGUGAUGGGUAUGAGCAUCUGAAAUCUAGUUGCCCAUCUGUUUUCAAGGACCUCGUAGCUGGAAUCCUCCCGGCUGAACUGAAAGCAGCAAAGGAUAUUAUCAUGACAACGUGGAAGUAAUGCCUACAGA
Molecule: messenger RNA, 1078 nt
Organism: Triticum urartu
Lineage: Eukaryota; Viridiplantae; Streptophyta; Magnoliopsida; Poales; Poaceae
Source: RefSeq, a predicted model, not a curated record